Molecule: messenger RNA, 1273 nt
Organism: Impatiens glandulifera
Lineage: Eukaryota; Viridiplantae; Streptophyta; Magnoliopsida; Ericales; Balsaminaceae
Product: ubiquitin recognition factor in ER-associated degradation protein 1-like
Exons: 9
Coding region: 138-1109 (323 amino acids)
Cellular component (GO): VCP-NPL4-UFD1 AAA ATPase complex
Molecular function (GO): polyubiquitin modification-dependent protein binding
Source: RefSeq, a predicted model, not a curated record
GAACAAUGCGCUACUCCGCCAUUUCUGUGUAGGUUGAUAAGCGAAGCGAUUCAAUCAAAUUCUGAACUUUAUCAUCAAUUCGGAGAAAGAAUUUAGCUCGUGAAUCCAAUAACUUGCUGAUCCUACAGAUAUUGAAUAUGUAUUUCGAUGGAUAUGAAUAUCAUCAAGGUAGGUCUUUUGAGCAGACAUACAGGUGUUACCCUGCAUCUUUCAUUGAUAAGCAACAGAUUGAAAAUGGUGAUAAAAUUAUAAUGCCUCCAUCAGCCCUUGACCGUCUGGCAUCACUUCACAUUGAUUACCCUAUGUUGUUUGAGCUUCGAAAUGCUGCCACCGAGCGCGUUUCUCACUGUGGGGUUCUAGAGUUUGUUGCUGAAGAGGGCGUGGUAUAUUUGCCAUACUGGAUGAUGGAGAACUUACUAUUACAAGAAGGAGAUACUAUGCAAGUGAAAAAUGCCACUCUUCCAAAAGGGACAUAUGUUAAACUACAACCGCACACCAAAGAUUUCUUGGAUAUCUCCAAUCCUAAGGCCAUUUUGGAGACAACACUACGAAACUUUUCUUGCCUGACAAUUGGAGAUAGUAUUAUGGUUGCAUACAACAACAAAAAGUUUUACAUUGACAUUGUCGAAGCAAAACCUUCCCAUGCAGUGAGUAUUAUCGAGACCGAUUGUGAAGUGGACUUUGCACCUCCCCUUGAUUACAAGGAACCUGAAAAACCUGUUAAAUCUGUUCCAUCUAGCAAGGCGCCACUUAAAGCAGAAGAGGCCCCAGAAGAAACUGAACCAAAGUUUAACCCAUUUAGUGGAGCGGGUAAACGUUUAGAUGGGAAACCUAUAAAGAACCCUCCCCCUCCUGUGUCUUCUUCCAGCAGAUCGAAGGACAAGCGACCUGCUGUUGAAAAUGAUAAUGGGAAGCCUACGGCAGGAACUACUAGUUCACAAAGCGCAAAACGACAGAAUCAGGGAAAGCUUGUAUUUGGCUCAAAUGUGAACCGGCCUAAGGAUACACAACAGGAGGCGGCAAAAGAGUCUAAAUCAGAGGAUCCUGCAAAGAAAGAGGAGCCUACAUUCCAGGCUUUUACGGGGAAGAAAUACUCCUUAAGAGGUUAAUGUUUUUUUAUAAGGUUUAUGGUAUCAUGUGGUUACUUUGAGUUGAACAAAGGCAAGUGAAGGUAAAUAGACUUUUGACUAGUGGUGAAUAUGCAUUUCUUUGUACUUUUAAUAUCAGUUCACUUUGGAACUGAUCAAUGGUGCAUUGGGAAGUUAUUGAUACU